Lacerta agilis (Sand lizard) is the source of this 1199-nucleotide messenger RNA. RefSeq names its product heat shock protein family B (small) member 8 (gene HSPB8). Gene Ontology annotation, biological process: cellular response to unfolded protein. Gene Ontology annotation, molecular function: protein homodimerization activity. The record is from RefSeq and is a predicted model, not a curated record. Gene Ontology annotation, cellular component: protein folding chaperone complex; nucleus; cytoplasm. Bases 461 to 1072 code for a protein of 203 amino acids. The transcript has 3 exons. NCBI's taxonomy places the organism in Eukaryota, Metazoa, Chordata, Lepidosauria, Squamata, Lacertidae.
AGCGCUUAUAAAUAGAGGGCAAGCAGCUGCCUGGAACUUCAGAGAAGUUUCGCGGCUCUUACGAAAGAGGUUUAUUUAAGCUCCUGUGUGAGGAACAGGGGAAGGGAGUAUUUAAUCAGGAAAGCAACCAGGUGCGUUUGCUUUUAAACCUUGCGGCCAAAGGAUCGCUUGCCUCCUCUCUGGAAUUCAAAAGCAAACAGGAGCUCAUCUGGUCGAUUUCUCUGCAAGUCAGCGUUGAAGAGGUGCUUUCUCGUUUCAGAUUUGUGGACGGAAACAUUUUCAUUUUGGGUGCUUUAAAAGGGGGGAAGUAUCCAGGCAUCGAACCAGGACCUUUGAAGCUGAAAUUUCACAUACAUCACUCGACGUUUUUGGGCCCCAAAUUCAAUCAAGUUAUCUUUCUUGGAUUUUUCUCUCCCUUAGUCUGUGACUCCUCUCGGCUCCGACUCAGAAGAAGCUUGUCAUGGGUGACAGCCAGAUCCCCUUCUCGUGCCAUUAUCCCGGCCGGCACCGGACCCUUCGAGACACGUUCCGGGAACCCAGCUUGUCUUCGCGGCUUCUGGACGAUGACUUUGGCCUGUCCUCCUUUCCCACAGGCCUGACCUCAGACUGGCCGGACUGGGCCCGCUCCCGACUGGGUCCAGGGUGGCCGGGAUCCCUGAGGUCCCGGACCACUGGCCUAUCCCCGCCAGGAUAUGGCCCCAGAUUUGGGGAGUACACAGAAGGCCCGGCCUUUGGGGGCAGCCCUCCGCCCUUUUCCGGGGAGCCGUGGAAAGUGUGUGUCAACGUGCAGAGCUUUAAACCCGAGGAACUGACGGUGAAAACCAAGGACGGUUAUGUGGAAGUCUCAGGUAAACAUGAAGAACAACAGAUGGAAGGCGGAAUUGUAUCCAAAAACUUUACCAAGAAAAUCCAGCUUCCUGGAGAAGUGGAUCCCGUCACAGUUUUCGCAUCCUUGUCACCAGAGGGGCUGCUGAUCAUCGAGGCUCCUCAAAUACCUCCUUACAUCCAGUACGGAGACGGCAGCUAUGGUAAUGAAAUACCUGUGGAGAACCAAGAGGCAACUUGUGCCUGAAGGAUGGCCCAUCUAGAAGUUCCCGGCUCCCUUCAUCCCCACUCCCUGUUUCUCGCUCUACAUGCAUUUGCCACUUGAUGUUGUACAUUUUUUUUUUUCUUAUAAAGAGCAUUUUUCCUCCUCGAAA